AUGACAUUGCCUCCUGGUUUUGAUAAAGACAGACAAAGCAUUGUUUAUGCACUUGAGGAAGAAAAGUUUGAAGAAGCAUGGAGCCAAUUAAUAUCUUCUUAUGAUGUCCACAACAAUCCAUGGUUGACUUCCAUGUAUAAUAUCAAGGAGAAAUGGGCUUGGUGCUAUGUAAAGAAUGCUUGCAAGCUAGGCAUGAGAAGUACACAGCUUAGUGAAAGUGUGAAUGCUGAUGUAAAAAGAUGCACAACUCCAAAUUUAAAUAUCAAUGAAUUCUUUACCACUUUUGACAAAGUUGUUUCAGAGAAGCGAGACAAGGAAUUGAAACUUGAGUUUGAUUCCAGGCAAAAAAUUCCUAGGAUGGUCAAUCAGAGUGCGCCUAUAUUGCGUCAACUUGUGCUAACUUAUACCCCCAAUGCAUUUGACAUCUUCCAAGCACAAUGGGAUCUCCAAUUCUCUGUGAUGUUAAUUCAACGUGAUGAAGAGGGACCAUUAUACAUAUACAUUGCCCACAUGAUUGAUGAAGAAGGGGAAUGGAGAAUUGAGUUUAAACCUGAUACACAUGAAAUAUCUUGCACUUGUAGAAUGUUUGAGACCACUAGGAUAUUGUGUUGUCAUGCAUUGAAGGUGUAUGAGUCAAAUGAUGUGAGAAUUAUGCCUGAGCAAUACAUUAUUAAGCGAUGGACCAGGGAAGCAAGGAGUGGUGUUGUGUAUGAUGUUAGGGGGAGUGAGAUACAAAGAGAUCCUAAACUUGAAAUCACAUGA
Neltuma alba is the source of this 762-nucleotide messenger RNA. Its product is annotated as protein FAR1-RELATED SEQUENCE 5-like. The coding region runs from base 1 to 762 and encodes 253 amino acids. Gene Ontology annotation, molecular function: zinc ion binding. Gene Ontology annotation, biological process: regulation of DNA-templated transcription. The transcript is spliced from 2 exons. The record is from RefSeq and is a predicted model, not a curated record. Lineage: Eukaryota; Viridiplantae; Streptophyta; Magnoliopsida; Fabales; Fabaceae.